Molecule: messenger RNA, 3800 nt
Organism: Salvelinus fontinalis (brook trout)
Lineage: Eukaryota; Metazoa; Chordata; Actinopteri; Salmoniformes; Salmonidae
Product: protein FAM163A-like
Exons: 6
Coding region: 1730-2284 (184 amino acids)
Source: RefSeq, a predicted model, not a curated record
AUACCGUGAUGACGUAGUUCCAACGCGUCUGUUGGCCUAUCACAGUAGAGGCUGGGCGCGGUUUAGACUUUGCCCCGCCUUUGCUGGCCCUCGGAGCUUUCGUUUGUCCACAUCUGGUUGCUGGGUAGAUUAGCUCCGUCUUUCGUCUCCCCUUGAUCCUUCACUCAAACAAUUCCUAAUAUGGACUGAACAGUCUCCCAACAUCCCUGGUUGGCCUAGAGUGAUGCACCCCUCCCCUCUCCAGACUGUCCACAGCUUUUAUGGCCUGUGUUGGUCAGUCCUUACACCUACACACACACCCUCCUGUAUUGUUUGUGUGUGUGUGUGUAACAAAACAAUAUUCAUCUUCAAACAAUAUGCUAACAGGCUAUAGUGCAUAAACAUAAAUCCUAACAGAAUCGACAGAAGAAAGUUCAUUUGUAGUUCUAAACAUAUUUAGGGUGUUUUUUACUGUCUCUCCCACGACGUUAUUCCUCUCUCCUACAGCGUCCAUCACAAUUACAUGCACAUGGCCAAUUAUGCAAAUUGGGUGACGACAUAAUUUUGCAACUUUAGCGACUUUUAGGACAGCUAAUAGCUACUUUCCUUACUGAGAAUUUGGGAACACUGUCUCCGCUGCCUAAUAAAGUUAAAACAAAUGCAAGUUGAAGCUGCUAUUUUACCCGUUGCACUGAAUGUCUAAAAUCACGUAAAACAAAAAGCAUGCAUAGGCCUACUACUGUUGGUCUACCUCCCCAGCCCAGGCAAGCAUUUGGGAUUUUUUUCUCCCCGACGUUCUGAGGGAUAUAGCCCACAUUUCUGUGGAUAAGGCCUAGGACUAGAAAACUCGUGCACGCAGUUAGACAUUUCGAAUUGAAAGUUAUCGUUGACUGUCUUUCUAACACUGUAAUAACAUACUUUACUAGCCUAAUAUGUUUGGGUCGUGGGUGCCAAGGGAUGGUAGUCCAACAGACGUUUGAUUAUGAUUUAACGUUUUCACAACGGGCUUUAACCCCCAUCCUCUGGUGUAGGAUAUAUAUGGUUGUCCCUGGAAGCUGAUCUGAGGCCAGUUUGAAGUUAGAAUGAGCGGUUUAAAGUUAAAAUGAGAGGUUUGGUAAUCUGAUCCUACAUCAGCAGAAUCCACCCAGGGCGCCGUUAGAUACCCAUAUACAAAUCGCAUAUCGCAGGCUGUUGCGUUUUCUCGGAGGGAGUAGCACUACGCGUAACAGUAUCCAUUCUCCCCAAUCCCCCUGUCUCAGCCGUGUGAUGGAUAAAGCCUCGCCGACCACAGACAAUCUCUGCCCGUAUCAAUGCCUCUGUGUCCCUACCGACACCAUCUGGGAGAUGCCAUGAGAUGUCAGCUGAGUUAUUUCUCACGCCGUCUCAGUACAGAUGCGAGUGUGGAAACAAGGGACAACGGAAAAGAAGGAUAACAUGAGAGUUCGGUUAUAGCGCGAACUGACUACAAGCUGCUGGAGCGAACAGGGCAAAGGACUUGUGCAGUCGAAUAAAGCAUCGGGCAACGGUGUUAUACAGUAGGCUAGUUAGUGCAACAUUGACCAUCACACCGAAAAGUGUUUUAAUGAAUAUCCCAAUCACAGGUUUGUGAAAUACCAGGAUACGGGCUUAUCUGACAGGGGACUGUUAGGUGCCUUCCACUCCUGACCUACAGGAUGCAUUCUCCUGGUACUGAUUUACACAGGUAUAGAACCCAUUGCUGAACGUUUGAUGGAGAGUUCUAACCAGUUUAAUGUCAGCGGGAACAGUAGUAAUAAGUGGAGGACUUCUCGCCACAGUCAUCCUGCUCUGUAUUGUAGCAGUGCUGUGCUACUGCAGGCUCCAGUACUACUGCUGUAAGAAAAAUGAGUCGGAGGUGGACUUGGCUUCCGUGGCUGGAGGAGGUGACGGAACAGGAGGAGGAGAAGGGGAUGCUCAAGGGGAGGUUCAGGCUCACUUUGCCUGCAAUGCGUGCAGCGCCCCUGGGAUGGACAGCCUGGCUGUCACCCCUCUCUGCCUGGAGCCUCUGGAGGUGGGCCCUCCCCCCAGCUACUGCCCCACCUGCUCCCCCUUCUGGCUACGCCCGGGACUUAGUGACGAGCUGCACAACGGAACCGAGCGGCUGGGAUUCCAUACGUAUCACUAUGACAACCCCGGACUGUGUCAAUCACUACCCCUGUCAGACACGCCGCAGGCCCCCUUCUUUUUGACCCAGCCCGGCCAAUCCCCUUUGAGCUACUAUAGCCCCGUUGACAUCUACCCUAACACACCCUGCACUAACAGACGCCCCUACAGCACACCGGUUUGACGCACAUGGACACACACACACAUCACACACACACCGACGUCACACACGUACUCAUACAAACAGUCCUUCUCCCAGGGGAAAGAGACAUCCCGAGUACCACCCAUCCAGGGGAGAGAGCCACACACUGAACCUACAGACGGAGCCUCCUGAUCGGGACAGAACCACAGACGGACCCUUGUCCGGUGCAGCGGUGUGGAGGUCUGGUCAUCUGGUAACCCAUACAGUGGAGGAGAUGUUGGGUGUGACUAUGGGAGAUUACUACAGAUGAUGGGAGAAGAUAGACUGGAACAGCAACACACUGGUGUUUCUCUCUCUGUCUUUCUCUCGAUCUGUCUUUCUCUCCCUCCUUUUCCAUCAUUUUCCAUCAUCUCUCUCCUCUGCCUGAAACCUGAUAACGUGAACGAGGUGACUGACAUGAGGGCUGUAAGAUUUUUUUUUCUUCCAGAGUUUAAAGGAGCAGUAUGUCCCUUGUAGACCCCUCUGACCCUUAGGGGAAAAAACACAUGUCAAAUCUGCAGUUUUACAUGUGAUUUAAAAAAUAUAUAUAUAUUGUAAGGGGAUAUCCGGAUGCAUUAUUUAUAAUCCUGGCUAAAACAAUACAAACACACACAAACAUUUUAGCCAACGAGGGCAUUUGUUUGUCCAAUUCUAUGAUGUUUCACUUAGCCCUUACCCUUUAGUCCUUCAAAACACAAAACAGAGAUACUGUACACUUACUAAAAGAUGUUCAUCAUGACACUGUUGAUAAUAUAGACUAGUAUUGAUCAAAUACAUUUUACUGUUUUACUGUUUUCACACAAUGCACUUUCCACUUUUGUCAUAGGGUGCAUCUCAAAUUGCAUUGUAUUCCCUAUAUAGUGCACUACUUUUGACCAGGACCCAUAUGGGUCUGGUCAAAAGUAGUGCACUAUCUAGGGAAUAGGAUGCCAUUUUCGACAAAGCCAUAGCCUUCACAUCUUAGUCUUCCUCCCUUCUCGUCCUUUUGUGAUUCUUUGUUUGAGAGUUGAUGGGAAAAUGGACAUCUAUCUGUUCACGUGUUGAUUUACUGUAAAAGACCACUCAAAGUUUGUGUUCACUGCUAUGUAGUCACACACUCACACAAAUCCCCUGCUAUGUAGUCACACACUCACACAAAGACACUGCUAUGUAGUCACACACUCACACAAAGACACUGCUGCCUGUAGUCUGGCAAUGAAGAUAACUUUAAUAUUGAAUUCACUAAUUCUAUAAUAUAUAUAUUUUUUCUAUUAAAGGUGGACUCUGAAAAAUGACAUCAUCAUACACAGCAGGGCAACUUCCUGCUUACAGACAAUUUGCACUGUACUUUGAGACAUGCCCAUAUUGGGAAGAGCCAGUGACAGAUUUGAAUUGUGUUGUUGAUGAUGUCUCUAAACAGGAAGUUGACCCGCGGUAUACGAUGAUGUCAUGUAGAGUCUCCUUUUAAAAUGAACUCUCUGAAGAUGAACUCCACGUUUAACAUACAGUGUUCCUUUUUGAAGAUAAAUCAAUGUGUAUA